This is a messenger RNA of Canis lupus familiaris (dog), 2008 nucleotides long. RefSeq names its product GTPase, IMAP family member 7 (gene GIMAP7). Gene Ontology annotation, molecular function: GTP binding. The transcript is spliced from 2 exons. Lineage: Eukaryota; Metazoa; Chordata; Mammalia; Carnivora; Canidae. The record is from RefSeq and is a predicted model, not a curated record. Bases 165 to 1040 code for a protein of 291 amino acids.
CUCCACCCAAUCAGAACUUCCUGGCUCAGCGGUUUCAAAGGCUAGCUACACUUUCCUCACAGUUAGAACAAAAGCUUCGGAAGUCUUCUUUGGAGAAAACCUGAGAACCCAUCGUUCAAAAGAAGGUCUGUGGAUACUAAGCCCUAAAGCCUCUUGAUAUUAACAUGGCUGACCCUCAGGACAACACUCUGAGGAUUGUUCUGGUAGGGAAAACUGGAAGUGGAAAAAGUGCAACAGCGAAUACCAUUCUUGGGAGACAAGUAUUUGACUCUAGAAUUGCAGCCCAUGCUAUCACCAAAGAGUGUCAGAAAGCAUCCCGGGAAUGGGAAGGGAGGAAACUUCUUGUUGUUGACACCCCAGGGCUCUUUGAUACCAAGGAGACCCUGGACACUACUUGCAAGGAAAUCAGCAGGUGUGUUAUCUCCUCCUGUCCUGGGCCCCACGCCAUCCUCUUGGUUCUACAGUUGGGCCGCUACACAGAGGAAGAGCAGAAGACCGUGGCAUUGAUCAAGGCUGUCUUUGGGAAGCCAGCCUUGAAGCACAUGAUCAUGUUGUUCACUCGCAAAGAUAACUUAGAGGAUCAGAGCCUAAGUGACUUUAUAGAGAGCGCAGAUGUGAAGCUAAAGAACAUCACCAAGGAGUGUGGGGACCGCUACUGUGCCUUCAACAACAGAGCCAAAGAAGCCGAGAAGGAAGCUCAAGUGCAGGAGCUGGUGGAGCUGAUAGAGCAGAUGGUGCAGAGCAAUGGCGGGGCUUACUUUUCUGAUGACAUUUACAAGGACACAGAGGAAAGGCUGAAACGAAAGGCAGAAAUCCUGAAGAAAAUCUACACUGAUCAAUUAAAUAAAGAAAUUAAACUAAUAGAAAAGGAAUAUGCUCAUUUAUCACAGAAAGAAAGAGAGGAAAAAAUAAAAGUACUGAGGAUGAAGUAUGAGGAACAAAUAAAAAAUCUAAGGGAAGAAGCUGAGAAGGGAAUAUUUGGAGAUGUUUUAAAUAGUAUUAUGAGGGUACUUUCAAGAAUAUGGCAUAUGUUUUGGUAAUAAUGUCAAUUUUACUUUUGCUUCUGAAUUUACUAUGGCUUGUAAUAGUGGUAGAUUGUAUUUUCCAAAGAUAGCUAACAAUAUAUUCUAUCCUACUUAUUCUUCUUACAAUCUGACCUUGUUACUUUUCCCACUGAGUUGCAGGGUCUGUGUCUCCUACUUUGAAAUUAGACAGGCUUUGUGACUGUUUUGAUAAAUAGCGGAUGGCUAAAGCAACCUCUUGUGACUCUAUGGCUAGACAUGGAAAAUGCCCCUUGCCCUGCAGGGGGGCUUGCCCUUGGGACUAAGCCAUCAUGUUAUGAGAAAGGCCAUGUUGUCCAUUGAGAGGCUCCCAUGAAGAGGGCUUGACGUCGCUGGCCUACUCCCCUGGCUCAUCUUUCAUUUCCUAGCCGGACCAACUUGGAAGCCAUGCAAGCAAGGCAACACGGAAGGAAGCUCUCUGGCUGCCCUGCCACCUCAGACAAAGUUGCAAAGAGCAGAGAUGAGUCCCUUCCAAAUUGCAGAUUGAAGAGAAAAAAAAAUGAUGGUGGUUGUUUUAAGCCACUGAGCUUCAGAAUGGUUUGUUAUGUAGUGACAGCUAACCAGAGUGGAGCCCCUUCCCAGCUCCAUUUGCCACCACCUCCUUUUCCCACCUGUCCCUCUUUACAGGGCCAACAAAUUGAAGAAGUUACAAAAUUAGCAUGCUCAGGCAAUGAUAUAUAGAGUUGAAAGACUCCAUUUAGGAAAAUUCAAAUAAGAAAUCCUGCAUACAUUAAGUGUUAGUGCCGCUGGUAACAUGCACUGUUCUAGGGCUUGUCUACGAGUCCCCUUUAGGGAAGCAUUGGCUUUCUCUGGACUAUUGAACAUACAACUUCUGUGAGUUGAUUUUUUUUCUCUUAACCUCAUAUUCUAUUUUGGAAGAUUAAAACAUACCAGAGGAAAAAUGAGUAAAUCAAAUAAAUCAUUAUCUCUUUACUUGUCAAACGAAA